Messenger RNA from Ylistrum balloti, 4391 nucleotides. Its product is annotated as solute carrier family 35 member F1-like. Bases 547 to 1680 code for a protein of 377 amino acids. The transcript has 9 exons. The record is from RefSeq and is a predicted model, not a curated record. Gene Ontology annotation, biological process: transmembrane transport. NCBI's taxonomy places the organism in Eukaryota, Metazoa, Mollusca, Bivalvia, Pectinida, Pectinidae. Gene Ontology annotation, cellular component: membrane. Gene Ontology annotation, molecular function: transmembrane transporter activity.
AGCAUUUGGUGAACAUUAGAUAGCAAAACCAAACUUGAUUCCCGAUCAUAUAUAUGAAACAAUCGUCCAGGAUGAGAAGACUGGCCUCAUAGAUAUAUUUCCAAUCGUUUCAACUGAAACAUUCUUUGUCAUUGAUUAUCAGGGUUGACGUAUCCUAAUCCUUCCGACAUCGACCAACUUCUGCUUUAACUCGUGAUCAGUGACCUGAAAAUCUACAAAGUAUUAGUGUUAAGGCUGAUAGGUACAUUUUCCAAAUGCACCUUUCCAUAUGAGUGAGACUGUUAAUCAUUUCCAUAGCUAGACAUGUUGCUGUAUAAAUAUACGAUGCAUUCAACUGUAGAAUAUUGUUAAUAGUAGCAACAUUGAAGAUUUGACAGCUUUCAAUAGCGGAUUUACAAACGAAAUACUGGACUGUGGAGAACAAGUGUACUGUUUUUCGUCGGAGUGGUUUGACAACAAUGUUACAAGACUGUUGAAAUACCUGAUUCGGCAAACCAUUGUACAUGGUAGUGAACGUGAUGAUUCAAGCAGUGAAAUCUAGAAAGGAUGGGGUGUUUAUCAGACAAUAGCAACCAGGAGUUACUUUCUGCCAAUUAUACUGAACAUGGUGAUGAGAACCAGAUCUGUGGGAACAAAUGUAGCCAGCUUAUCAAUGGAGCAUACACAGCCCUUAAGUCAAGGUAUUUCUGGAAAGCUGUUUUAUUGGGUCAGUUUAUAUCCCUCCUUCUGUGUGGACUAGCAGUCACCAGUGGUCUUCUGUCCAACCAAGGAGUUAAUAUACCAACUGCUCAAUGUUUCCUCAACUACUUGUUGCUGUGUUUGACCUUCACGCCAGUCCUAGCUUGCCGCCGUGAUGAGAAAAAUCUCUGCCAGCGUUUGAAGACUUGGGGCUGGAAGUAUCUCCUGAUUUCUAUUGCUGAUGUGGAGGCCAACUUUCUGGUGGUCAGUGCAUACCAAUUUACCACUGUCACCAGUGUCCAGCUGUUGGAUUGUUUCAGUAUUCCUAUGGUUUUAGUGUUGUCAUGUCUGGUCCUCCGUGUUCGGUACAAACCACUCAACUUUGUAGGAAUUGUUGUUUGCCUUCUGGGUAUGGGUGGACUGAUACUUACCGACUUUCUGUCUGGUAAUGUUGAUGUCAAGAACACUGGCAAAGCACCCAACAAGGUCUUGGGAGACAUGCUGUGCAUCGCAGGUGCCUCCCUGUAUGGUGUGUCAAAUGUGGCACAGGAGUAUGUGGUCAAGAUCUAUGACAAGGCAGACUUCCUCGGCAUGGUUGGUCUUUUUGGAAGUUUUAUCAAUGGAAUCCAGUUUGUUAUCGUUGAACGGGACAGAGUCAUGGAAGUUGACUUUUCUUCCUACCAUGUAUUAUUGCCUCUGAUAGGCUUCACAGUGUUCCAGUACCUCUUGUACACCUGUAUGUCUGUCGUGAUUCAGCAGACUAGUGCCACUGCUGUCAACAUCUCUAUCCUGUCAGCUGAUUUCUACUCUCUGUUAUUUGGUCUAUACCUGUUUAAAUAUGAAUUCCACAUUCUGUACUUUCUGUCAUUUGUGCUAAUCCUCAGUGGAUUAGCAAUAUAUUCCUGUCAGUCAACAGAAUCACAACUAGCAGACAUCACCAACAAUAAUCCCCCCACAAGAGACUCCUAUGAAGAAAUGGAGGAAUCAAGUGUGGACGACUGACAACAACUUAUCCUUCCAUGACCACCAGUGUUAAUUUAAACAUAUCUAUGAAUUGAUUGUGUAAAUUUUCAUUAUAUUUUAACCUUUUGAAACUUAUUCUUUGGGUAAGGAAUAAUGAUAUUCAUAUGUGCUGGAUUAUAAUUUUAUUUUAACAUGGGAGAUUAUUUUAGGUUUUGUGCAAUUGUGCUGUAUUAGCAAAAGUGAUAAACUCUCCACUAAUUCAAGAUUGGUCUCGUUAUACCACUUUGUGUAGUCAGGAUGUUUUAUAUUGCCUCUAGAUUACCUGAUAUAUGAUUGUAUAAGCAGUUCAAAUAUAUGUAAUAUAUGCAUUGUAGUUUUAAAUUUUAAAUGAGCAGUUGCGUUGAAGAAUAUACUAAAAUCCGAGUUCCUCAUUGUCAUUAUGUUUACAUAUCAUGGUCAGUAAUGAGCUAUAUACACACUUAAAUUUGGAAAUAUGGGACUUCAUAUUUUUCAAAAUAAUGUUUUUGUACUAGGUUUGAAAUUACUAUUUGGACAGCCUUAAAUUGGUGUCUUCACAGCUAAAACUAACUUCACAAGAAGUGUAAACAUUAUGUUCAUAUUGAGUAUCUGUUUCGAGUUUGGAUAUUUUACUGUGACAGUGUUGUUAAUCUUUAGACAUUUAUUCAAGAACAGAUUUCUUAUUCAAAGGUGUAGUUUGGGUAUAAAUUAAUAUUUUAGCAAUUUUAUCAUUUCUGAAUUGGUAACCAUGGUUUUCACUUGUCAGAUAUUGAGGGGAAAGGUUUUGUACAAUUUUCAUUUCUCUCUUACAGUUACAACUUCUAUGUUAGUAUAUAUAACAAUAUGUACCUUUCAGGGAUUUUUUUUCACAAAUAGUUAAAUACAAGCAGAUUUUAAGAAGGUAGCGGUUUGACUGUACCCGAUGUUGAAAAAAAAUUAUGUCACAUUUUGGUAAGUUAGGUAUUCACCGAAAGGUUUUGUGUGGUGUCUGGCAUCUAAGCAGGAUUAUCAGUAUUCAAAACAAGUUACACAAAGCAUGGUAAGCAUGGAGAACUGUUAUCAGAUUUAGUUACAUUAACAUACACCUAAUCCACACACAUCUCUACCUAAAAAACUAUGGUUAUUUACUGUAUAUCAUCACGGGGAAGUGCAAUGUAUUUUAAGGAAGGUAGGAGCAAUAAUGGAGUUUUAAAAAAAACACUGUUUUCAAUGUAUUGUCAUUGGAAAUUUUAGAGGAAAAAAAGGGCAAGAAUAGAGAUAAAUACUAAAAUAUAAAAGUAUAAAGAUCUUUAGCAGGCAGCUUGCUGCCUUUAUGCAAAUAAGUAUCAUUUUACCUGUAGCAUAUACAUAUGUAUAAUUCUGUUUCUUUCACAUAUAUCCCAUACAGUGUUGUGAUGGUAUAUACCAAGUCUGGUUUUAUUCCCUAUUUGAAAUGAUUUAUUAAGUAAGAGCUAAACAGUAUCUGGUUGAUUUUCAGUUUAAGCAAUCAUAGCAAUUGCUGGUAUGUAUCUUUGAAUAUUGGAGUGUUGUAUGAAAUUCUUUACCAAGUAUGCACCCUUUAUGAAAAAAGUUAUAACAAUAAUAAGAUUUUUGACAGGUGCCUUAUAGUAGGUAUAUAUGAUUUUAUGGUGCUAUUGAAAUGUACAAAUACAUUGAGGUAAAUGUAUUACAUUUACAAGCCUUUGUGUAACAUCUAAUUUUUUAAGAGAUGAUGUUCACCAGAGUGUUGUAUAUCUAUUGUACACAAUCCAAAGUCCUGUUCUUGCAACCAAAAUUUGAAUUUUUGUACACAUCAUUUAGAUAUUCCUGUAAUUUAAGAUCUGCUGAUUUACACAAUGUGGCAUUUCUGGAUAAAGUUAAUAUAUAUGUAUGUAGCCCUUCUGAGUUAUACAAUGCAAACAAAGUAUGAUAGCUUUGUAUGUACUCAAAUUUAACACUUAACAUAGUUACAUUAUCAAAUGAGGUGUGAGAAAGUAUUUGAAAGGAUCGCUGUAGUAAAUGUGAUGGUUGUAUGUACCAUAUGGUAGGAAGGUACACCCAAAGACAGCAACUGGCUCAAACAUUUUGAAUGUUUUACACAGCUAAUUUUGCAUCAAAACAGUGUUUUAUAUGAUCUUUUGUAUGUCACUGUCUGGAUAAUGAUUGUUAAAUCUGUAAUUCGCCUAGAAAUAACAAAUGCAUCACAACAUGAUAUGAUCAUCACAUUUACUACAAAGAGGAUGGUACACUGGGUAUAAGCUUUAGAUGUCCAUACCUUAAUUACUGUUGGUUUAAGAAUGUACUUGGAAUCUUUUCACAUGGUUUUACUUUUACCUACUAAUUAUAUGAUAAAAAUUUAAGAUAUAAAGUUACUAAAAAAAUUACACUGAAAUAAAAUAGUUAGGGAUGCACUGCUUAUAACAAUAAGAAAGCAUUUGUAGAUGUAUAUGUUGCUUAGGGUUUAGUAAAUUUUCUAAAUAACUUUUUAAAAAAAUUGAAAUCACAAUUACACUGACCUAACAGUGUAGAAGGAGAUGACUUAAUAAUGAAAUUUAUAUAAUAAAAGCUCUGAUACCACAUUAUCUCUUUACAUUAUCAUUUAUCUUACAGAAUAUUUUAUAAAGAAUUAAACAAUAAUUUCAAGUGGAACAUGCAAAUUGUUCUACAUGUCCAUUUAAUUGUUAUAUUGAUCGAUAUUAAAUACAAUUCAUUUAAAAUUUUUAAAGUCUAGUAUGAUAUUGUGUUUAGUAUAA